This is a messenger RNA of Guillardia theta CCMP2712, 1578 nucleotides long. RefSeq lists its product as hypothetical. NCBI's taxonomy places the organism in Eukaryota, Cryptophyceae, Pyrenomonadales, Geminigeraceae. The record is from RefSeq and is a predicted model, not a curated record. Gene Ontology annotation, cellular component: membrane; cytoplasm. Bases 1 to 1578 code for a protein of 525 amino acids. The transcript has 11 exons. Gene Ontology annotation, biological process: phosphatidylethanolamine biosynthetic process. Gene Ontology annotation, molecular function: ethanolamine-phosphate cytidylyltransferase activity; phosphotransferase activity, for other substituted phosphate groups.
AUGAAAGACGAAUCGGCGGGUCCGGAAUGGUUCCUCUCCUACUCGGACAAGGUGAACAUCGCCGCCUGGAGAGGGCCUGACUGCAACAAGAGACGAAACAAGACCAUCACGACAAUUGUCUUGAGUCCUUUCUGGGACUGGGUUGCUUCCUUGGUUCCAAGAACUGUCGCUCCGAAUAUUCUCACCCUUGCCGGGUUUACGUGCACCCUGCAGGCGUACUACCUCGUCUACUUCCACAUGGACCAGAACCCACAGAUCGUGAGCUUCACCGCCAUGAUGCUGAUCUUCGCCUAUAUGACCCUCAACUCCAUCGACGGGAUCCACGCGCGGAGAGUGAGGAACGUGUCUCCAGUCGGAGACCUCUUCCGAAAGUCCUGCGACAACAUCGGCUGUGUCUUCCUCACCCUUACCCUCCUCAGUGUGCUCGGCAUCACUGAGGGAGCGACAGCAUGGUACAUCGUGCAAACAACACAGAUGUUCUUCAUGAUCGAGCAGAUGCGAGCAUGGAUGCAACCCUCUGGCGAGCUGAUCCAUGGCAUCUUCUCGGGCCCCGGGGAGGCUCUCGCGCUGCUCAUGGCGAUCCUGGGGGUACGCGCGACCUUCGGGCUGAGCUGGAUCUACAAGACGUAUGUGCACGUGAUGAAUUCCUAUAUCAUCCCCUAUGUUGUCAACUACUUCGUCCACACCCGCGUCUGGGACGAGGGGGACCCCGACGCUAUCGGCCGGGACACAGUCAAGUGGUUCUACUACCUGAUAGCUGGGAUCGUGGUGAUGACGGCUCUUGCGCUGGGGAAGGAGAGAUCCCGCUUUUCCUUGCUGAUCUGCAUCUGCUACCGGCUCAUCCCCGCCGUCUUCAUCUGGAUCUCAGGCUCCUCCUUCUCCUCCUCCUACACUGACCUCAAGUCCGUGAUCUGCGAUGGACUCUUCCUCUCGGUCUUGACUACCGACAUUGUUGUUGCCAAGCGAGCGAGACGAAGGAUCCACCCUUGGGUGAUACUGAUGUGCAUGGCAUCGAUCUUCAACUACUUCAUCAGCCUCGGCCUCGUCAUGUUCUACUACGUUACCAUAUUGGCAGAGCUUUCUCUCUACAUGAAUCUUCCUCUCCUCACUCUGACCACCAACGUCUACUGCGACGGAGUCUACGACCUCUGUCAUAAAGGACACAAGAACCUCUUUCAGGCUGCCCUCACCUUCGGCAACCGGCUGCUUGUCGGCGUGAUGUCCGACGAAGAUUGCGAGCAGUACAAGAGGAGGCCCAUCAUGACGACUGAUGAGCGUUGCAAGGAGGUCAACUCCUGCAAAGCUGUCCACAAGGCUAUCCCCCUCCCCCACGACUACAGCAAGACAGGGCUGACGCGCGAGUUUAUCGAGGAGCACAACAUACACAUUGUAGCUCAUGGGGCAGAAUACAACCUCGACAACGAGGCCUAUGCCAAGAAGAUUGCUGAAGGAGCUUGCAUCGACUACUACAAGGUUCCGCGAGAGAUGGGCAUCACGAGGACGUUCCCGAGGACGGAAGGAAUAUCCACCUCCGACCUGAUCAAGAGGAUCGUGAGCCGUGCGGACGAGUUCACAUGA